CUCUCUCUCUCUCUCUCUCUCUCUCUCUCAUAAAUGAUUUAGCUGGGAAAGAAACAAUGGAAUCGAAGCUCUUUUUGUUGUUAGUCACGGUGGGCUUCACAGUUAUCGCAGGCGAGUAUGUCCGGCCUCAGCCUCGCAAAGACCUCCAAGUGCCAUGGGACGCAAAACCCUCUUCCCAAUCUCAACAGGUGCACAUCUCUUUGGCAGGAGACAAGCACAUGCGAGUGACGUGGGUCACUGGUGAUAGAUCUGCUCCUUCGAUUGUUGAAUAUGGAACAUCAUCGGGGAAAUACAGCUCCGUAGCUCAAGGAGAAAGCACUUCGUAUAGUUAUAUGAUCUAUAAGUCUGGACUGAUACACCACACUGUCAUUGGUCCUCUUGAACAUGAUACAGUUUACUUCUACAAAUGUGGAGGACAAGGUCCUGAGUUUCAGCUCAAGACCCCUGCAGCUCAGUUUCCAAUUACUUUUUCUGUGGCAGGAGAUCUUGGUCAAACUGGAUGGACAAAGUCAACCCUAGAACACAUCGAGCGCUGCAAGUAUGAUGUGCAUCUCCUUCCUGGAGACCUUUCAUAUGCUGAUUAUUUGCAGCCUCGGUGGGAUACCUUUGGUGAGCUGGUUCAGCCACUCGCAAGUGCAAGGCCAUGGAUGGUAACCCAGGGAAACCAUGAGAAGGAGAGCAUACCAUUCUUGAAGGAUGGGUUUGAAUCCUAUAAUUCUAGGUGGAAAAUGCCGUAUAAAGAGAGUGGAUCGAGCUCGAAUCUUUAUUACUCCUUUGAAGUUGCAGGUGCUCAUAUUAUCAUGCUUGGCUCGUAUACUGAUUAUGAUGAACAUUCAGAUCAAUACAAGUGGUUGAAGGCUGAUCUGUCAAAGGUAGACCGACAAAAGACACCUUGGUUGCUUGUGGUAUUUCAUGUUCCCUGGUAUAAUAGUAACAAGGCUCAUCAAGGUGAAGGGGACAGCAUGAUGGCAGCAAUGGAGCCAUUGCUUUAUGCUGCUAGUGUUGAUAUAGUGUUUGCUGGUCAUGUUCAUGCUUAUGAACGCUCGAACCGUGUUAACAGUGGAAAAUCAAAUACAUGCGGUGCAGUCCACAUUACCAUUGGUGAUGGAGGAAAUAGAGAAGGCUUAGCUCAAAGGUAUGAGCACCCAUCACCUGAGUGGUCAGUUUUCCGGGAAGCAAGUUUUGGUCACGGUGAGCUAGAGAUAGUCAAUUCAACCCAUGCCUUUUGGACCUGGCAUAGGAAUGAUGAUGAUGAGCCUGUAAGGUCUGAUCAGGUAUGGAUGACCUCCUUGGUCAGUUCAGGAUGUGUUGCUGAAAAGACACAUGAGCUGAGGAAGAUACUCAUGUCACCAUAGUACAUCUGUUGCCUAGCUUCACCUGACUCACAUGAAGGGGAACUUCUUGGUCAACACCAUGAUAUCUUAAUCGAAUCAUUCCUAGCAGCUUGAGAUAGUAGAACGCGCUGAUCUGCUAUAUGAUCUCUGUCAACUAGUUGGUGUGAGGAACAGCUGUGUUUUUAGCAAUUUGGAUGUGCAAGCAUUUCUUCAUAUUUUUGAACUUUAUCUCUGGAACAUACAUAUACUAAUAUUCCGCCUUUAUAUGUUAAAUAUAAAUAUAUAUGCACGAAUAUUAAUAUUCUUUUAUCAUCGUGGUAGCUAUUGGCUAUUGCUAUGGCUUGUUUCAUAA
Molecule: messenger RNA, 1686 nt
Organism: Rosa chinensis
Lineage: Eukaryota; Viridiplantae; Streptophyta; Magnoliopsida; Rosales; Rosaceae
Product: purple acid phosphatase 18
Exons: 5
Coding region: 57-1355 (432 amino acids)
Molecular function (GO): metal ion binding; acid phosphatase activity
Source: RefSeq, a predicted model, not a curated record